Molecule: messenger RNA, 761 nt
Organism: Heteronotia binoei (common prickly gecko)
Lineage: Eukaryota; Metazoa; Chordata; Lepidosauria; Squamata; Gekkonidae
Gene: MRPL33
Product: mitochondrial ribosomal protein L33
Exons: 4
Coding region: 206-403 (65 amino acids)
Biological process (GO): translation
Cellular component (GO): ribosome; mitochondrion
Molecular function (GO): structural constituent of ribosome
Source: RefSeq, a predicted model, not a curated record
GGGGGGGGGUAAAGGCGGAGUUGGGGGGGGAUUGUCAGCUGGAGAACCAAUGAAGCAAGUAAGGGGAGGGGUGUCGUUGUGACGCCUUCAGCACGGCGUGCGCUGUUUUGUAACCCGGAAGAGAUGUGUGUGUGUUUCGGAAGUGUUAGUGGAGGGGCUUGUUCUAGAGUUUGAGUGGUAGCCGAUCCUUCGUAUCGUUGUCGCAAUGUUUCUGACUGGAAUUGCCCUGGCCAAGAGCAAAUCCAAGGUUAUUCUUGUGAGGAUGUUGAGUGAAGCAGGAACGGGCUGUUCUUUCAACACAAGAAGACAACGGGUUGGAGAAAAGCUGGUCAUGUUGAGAUAUGACCCAUUUGUUAAGAAGCAUGUUCUUUUCAAAGAGCAGAGAAAGAUCCGUUCCAUCUAGAUGACAACUGAAGUAUUUGAUUCAAAGAUGAGGUAGACUUGAGAGAGAGAAUGUCAAGUUAGUGACUCUGAGGAUUCUCAAAAAGCAGUGGAAAUGAGCUGAGAGGACAAGUCUCCUGGAAUUUGAAGGCUGUCAUGCACAAGAACAGCGUGGGAAAAGAAAGUUCUUGGUGUCUGGCUACAGAUCAUCACAUCAUUAGUUUAUUUAUCUUUUGACAUAUUUUUACAGUUCCCAAUUUUAAAAAAAUCAACAAAUCCCAUUGUCUGUGUGCUUCAUUUCUGUGCUGAUUUGGACCUACUAGCAUUUUUCAAAGGAACAUUAUUUCACAUGACAAUAAAACUUAAGUUUUUUAACUGGU